AUGGCUCCCCACGCGCAAGUUACCACGGGCUCCACGAACGGGGCGGCUCUCAAUGGCACCACCGCCGCUGCUUCUCCCACCACUUUCGUCGUCAACUCACCCAAUGUUACCUAUACUGACGCCGAGAUCAAGUCCAAGUACACCUACCGUACCACCAGUGUCGAGACUGACGCCAGUGGCAACUUUGUUGCUACUCCCAAGGAGACGCAGUAUGACUUCAAGGUCGACCGCAAGGUUCCCAAGGUCGGCAUGAUGCUGGUCGGCUGGGGCGGCAACAAUGGCACUACCGUUACCGCUGGUAUUCUCGCCAACCGCCGCAAUCUCGUCUGGGAGACCAAGGAAGGUCCCCGCGAGGCCAACUACUACGGCUCUGUUGUCAUGGCUUCCACCAUGAAGCUCGGUUCUGAUGCCAAGACCAAUGCCGACAUCAACAUCCCCUUCCACAACGUCCUGCCCAUGGUCCACCCAAAUGACCUUGUUAUUGGCGGCUGGGACAUCAGCAAGAUGAACCUGGCUCAGGCCAUGGACCGUGCUCAGGUCCUUGAGCCUACCUUGAAGUCUCUUGUCAAGAAAGAGAUGAACGAGAUGGUCCCCCUCCCUUCCAUCUACUAUCCUGACUUCAUUGCUGCCAAUCAGGAAGACCGUGCCGACAAUGUUCUCGAGGGCACCAAGGCUUGCAAUGGCCACGUUGAGAAGCUCCGCCAGGAUAUUCGCGACUUCAAGGCCAAGAACAACCUGGACAAGGUCAUUGUUAUGUGGACUGCCAACACGGAGCGAUAUGCCGACAUCAUUCCUGGUGUCAAUGACACUGCUGACAAUCUCCUCAAGGCCAUUGAGCAAGGACAUGAGGAAGUCUCCCCCUCCACCGUCUUUGCUGUUGCCUGUAUUCUUGAGGGAACCCCCUUCAUCAACGGCUCUCCUCAGAACACCUUCGUGCCUGGCGCUAUCCAGCUGGCUGAGAAGCACAAUGCAUUCAUUGGUGGUGAUGACUUCAAGUCUGGCCAGACCAAGAUGAAGUCUGCCCUUGUCGACUUCCUCAUCAAUGCCGGAAUCAAGUUGACGUCUAUUGCCAGCUACAACCACCUGGGCAACAACGACGGCAAGAACUUGAGCUCCCAGAAGCAGUUCCGCUCCAAGGAAAUUUCCAAAUCCAACGUGGUCGACGACAUGGUUGAGGCCAACACCGUUCUGUAUAAGAAGGGAGAGCACCCUGACCACUGCGUUGUUAUCAAGUAUAUGCCUGCUGUCGCUGACAACAAGCGUGCUCUUGAUGAGUACUAUGCAGAGAUCUUCCUCGGUGGUCACCAGACUAUUUCCCUGUUCAACAUUUGCGAGGACUCCUUGCUUGCCUCUCCUCUCAUCAUUGAUCUUGUCGUCAUUGCUGAGAUGAUGACCCGUAUCCAGUGGAAGGAUUCCACGUCCGAGGACGGCUACAAGAACUUCCACAGCGUUCUCAGUGUUCUCAGCUACAUGCUCAAGGCUCCUCUGACUCCUCCCGGCACCCCUGUUGUCAACGCUCUUGCUAAGCAGCGUGCCGCUCUGACCAACAUCUUCCGUGCCUGUGUUGGUCUUCAGCCCGAGUCUGAUAUGACACUUGAGCACAAGCUCUUCUGA
Messenger RNA from Metarhizium robertsii ARSEF 23, 1614 nucleotides. RefSeq names its product Myo-inositol-1-phosphate synthase. The coding region runs from base 1 to 1614 and encodes 537 amino acids. The record is from RefSeq and is a predicted model, not a curated record. NCBI's taxonomy places the organism in Eukaryota, Fungi, Ascomycota, Sordariomycetes, Hypocreales, Clavicipitaceae. Gene Ontology annotation, cellular component: cytoplasm. Gene Ontology annotation, biological process: phospholipid biosynthetic process; inositol biosynthetic process. Gene Ontology annotation, molecular function: inositol-3-phosphate synthase activity. The transcript has 2 exons.